This is a messenger RNA of Oryza brachyantha (malo sina), 1269 nucleotides long. RefSeq names its product 2-hydroxyisoflavanone dehydratase-like. The record is from RefSeq and is a predicted model, not a curated record. Lineage: Eukaryota; Viridiplantae; Streptophyta; Magnoliopsida; Poales; Poaceae. The transcript has 3 exons. Gene Ontology annotation, molecular function: hydrolase activity. Bases 1 to 1269 code for a protein of 422 amino acids.
AUGCACGCACACAAGAACGCCGUCGUCGGCGACGUCGCCGUCGACCUCCACCCGUUCAUACGCAAGUACAACGACGGCCGUGUCGAGCGUAUCCUCCGGAGCUCCUACGUGCCGGCAUCGGAGGACCCGGCCGCUAGCCGCGGCGGCGUGGCCACGAGGGACGUCGUCAUCGACGGCGGCGCCGCGGCGUCCGCGCGCCUGUUCCUCCCGCCGAACGCCGCUAGCCGGGAGGGGAGGCUCCCCGUCGUCGUGUACAUCCACGGCGGCUCCUUCUGCACCGAGAGCGCCUUCUGCCGGACGUACCACCGCUACGCCGCCUCCCUCGCCUCGCGAGCCGGGGCGCUCGUCGUGUCCGUGGAGUACCGCCUGGCGCCGGAGCACCCCGUCCCAGCGGCCCACGACGACGCGUGGGCCGCGCUCCGGUGGGCGGCCUCCCUCUCGGACCCCUGGCUCGCCCGCUACGCGGACCCCAGCCGCACCUUCGUCGCCGGCGACAGCGCCGGCGGCCACAUCGCGUACCGCACCGCCGUUCGAGCCAGCAGCCGUGACGAGGGCGACGGCAUCGGGAUCGAGGGGCUCGUGGUCAUCCAUCCAUAUUUCUGGGGAGCCGACAUGCUCCCCUCCGAGGCGACCUGGGAAGGCGGCUCGGUGAUCACGCCGCACGGGGCCGGGAUACUCUGGCCGUUCGUGACGGCCGGCCAGGCAGGCAACGACGACCCCAGGAUCGACCCUCCCGCCGACGAGGUCGCGUCGCUGGCGUGCCGCCGCGUGCUGGUGGCCGUCGCCGAGAAGGACCUCCUGCGCGACCGCGGCCGCCUCCUCGCGGCCCGCAUGCGCAGCUGCGGCGGACGACGCAGCGUGACGCUGGUGGAGUCGGAGGGCGAGGACCACGGCUUCCACCUCUACAGCCCCCUCCGCGCGACCAGCAGGAAGCUCAUGGACGCCGUCGUGCAGUUCAUCAACCACCAGGGAGUGUUUCUUGGUAGGCUGGAUUCGCAAGCUCGCCGCGGCCCGAUUGCUACGCAGAUGAACAGUUCGGAUGUAGACAGGAUGGAACAGAACGCUAAAUCUCGGCCAAGCGCUGCUACUGCUGCUGUCAAUGCAUCAUUGACAAUUGGCCGGGUGAAAGCAAGAAAGAAAGGCUAUGGAUUGUCUUUGGGUCGGACCAGAGGAAUACCAAAUAAUUCGGUGACUCUUAAUGGGCUGGAGAUGGAAGCUGUGGCUGGGCUAAGCCCCCCUUUCAGUUUGCAAUGCAUUGGAUUGGAUUGA